GUUAGAACUUAGCAGUCUGCGAAAGCGGUGUCAUUCCAAAUCCGAACUGUUGUAUGGAAUUCAGCCCAUACUCGGAGCCCUGAAGGUCAAUCAGCGAACCUUCACAAAACUCUAUGUUAAAGAAUCUUUCCUGCAGACUCCACUCACACAACUGGCAUCAAGAAAUGUCUGGUUGGCUGAAGUUAUCAGUUUAGCUUCACAGAGGCAAUUACCGAUGGUGGGUGUUCCUCUUGAUUUUCUUACUGUUGCUACCAACGGACGUCUAAAUCAAGGCGUUGCCGUUGAAUGCUCCGCGAUGCCCAUGGCUGCUCUACCAUUUGAACCUCUUCCACAAAUCUUGCACUUCUUGCACUGCCCCUACCCACGACCCGCAUCAUACAGUUGCUGUGGUUCCUCUGGAAUUAUUCUGCUUCUUGAUCAACUCCAAGAUGUCAUGAAUUUGGGCAGCAUUCUCAGGUCGGCGGUUUUCUUUGGUAUUCCGUCAGUCUUGAUCUCUGCCCAUGCUUCAGCGAUGCCGUCUCCCCUAAUCAGCAAAUUGAGUGCCGGAGCCAUGGAGUCACUACGAUUUUACCGUGUGCCGCACAUCAAGCAAUCUUUGAAGACUUUGUCAGAAAAAGGAUUUCUCGUUGUUGGCACCGCUGGAAAGAACCAGGAUCCUUUUAAAGAGGACAUUCAACACCGCCCCGCACUUGAUUUGGAAUUGGUGAAACCGCAAUUGGUUGGAGCUCCACCUGCCGGAUCUAGGGCCCCACCCCGACCUCUUAUAUUGGCUCUGGGUUCUGAAGCCAAGGGUCUGUCUCCGGAAGUCCUUAGCGUUUGCAACCUAAUUGUCCGCAUCCCAGGUGUUGUUGACGAGGCCUUGUCCUCUGCCGACUUUGCCAACUCCCCCACCUGCCCUCUGCCCACUUCACUCAACGUGGCGGUUGCGACAGGCACUCUCCUCUACGCUCUGAAAAUCCUGCGGCAGUCUCCUACUGACAGUCUAACUAGUUGA
Messenger RNA from Dibothriocephalus latus, 994 nucleotides. Lineage: Eukaryota; Metazoa; Platyhelminthes; Cestoda; Diphyllobothriidea; Diphyllobothriidae. The record is from the annotation of a GenBank genome assembly.